Messenger RNA from Arabidopsis thaliana (thale cress), 495 nucleotides. RefSeq lists its product as uncharacterized. Gene Ontology annotation, biological process: mitochondrial respiratory chain complex III assembly. Gene Ontology annotation, cellular component: mitochondrial inner membrane. The record is from RefSeq and is marked reviewed. Bases 88 to 276 code for a protein of 62 amino acids. Lineage: Eukaryota; Viridiplantae; Streptophyta; Magnoliopsida; Brassicales; Brassicaceae. The transcript has 2 exons.
CAAACUUGUUGAUGAUGGUUCAAAAUUUCGAAAAGCUUUUCAAAUUUCUCUUCAUAUCGCGCGCUCAGUCAAAAAGCAGAGCCAAAGAUGAAGAAACCGUAUAAAGGAAAGUUGCCGACGGGAACUCCGUCUCUGGCAAUGUCAACACUCGUCGUCGUUGCUUCCCUUCUCGCCGGAGCCUCCGUUGUCCACAACAUCUACAAACCAGAUCUCAGUUUACCACCGUUGGAAAGUAGUGAAGUGGCCAAGAAGGAUGAUUCUGUAAACAAAGUUUGAAUCUUUCAAUAGUUUCAUCCUGUUUUAUCAGGCUACAUUCACUUUGGUUGUUCUCUUUCAAUUCAUGAGUUAACAAAAAAACAUGGAUAAAGUUUAAAACUGAGAUCACUUAUUAAAGGCUUUUAUUCUUCUUCCUCUUGUGAAGAUGUAAAGAAGAACAAACUCUUUUUAGGUUUCUUGUUGGUCAAUUCACCGUUUUUUUUAAAGAGAUAUAAGAAA